Thelazia callipaeda (thelaziosis nematode) is the source of this 750-nucleotide messenger RNA. The record is from the annotation of a GenBank genome assembly. NCBI's taxonomy places the organism in Eukaryota, Metazoa, Nematoda, Chromadorea, Rhabditida, Thelaziidae.
AUGGCAUCAACUCAACAAAUGUCGAAAAAACGUAAAGCAGUACUUGAUGGAAUUUUUAAAGCUGAACUUAAUAACUUUCUUAUGAAGGAACUCGCGGAAGAUGGCUAUUCAGGUGUGGAAGUUCGACGAACACCCGCACGUGCUGAAAUCAUCAUUUUGGCCACCCGUACUCAAAGUGUAUUAGGUGAACGAGGACGUCGAAUUUAUGAAUUGACUUCGGUUGUACAAAAACGAUUUGGAUUUGCAGAUGGGACCGUGGAACUUUAUGCAGAAAAAGUUACAAAUCGUGGUUUAUGUGCUGUAGCGCAGUGUGAAUCAUUACGUUACAAAUUAGUUGGUGGGUUGGCAGUUCGUAGGGCUUGUUAUGGUGUAUUGCGUUUCAUUAUGGAAUCGAAUGCUCAGGGGUGUGAGGUGAUAGUAUCGGGAAAAUUACGUGGCCAACGAGCUAAAUCAAUGAAAUUUGUUGAUGGAUUAAUGAUUCAUUCUGGCCAGCCAGUCAAUGACUAUAUUCAGCAAGCAGUGCGUCAUGUUCAACUUCGACAGGGUGUUUUGGGUAUUAAAGUGAAAAUAAUGCUGCCACAUGAUCCUAAGGGAGCUAUGGGACCACGUUCAGCGUUGCCCGAUCAGAUUCAUAUUCAAGAACCAAAUGAGUCUCCGAACCCUCUCCAUCCAGAAUCUGAACAUAAGCAAGAGGAGAAGAGUUUGUUACAACCAAUGCCAGGCCAAAUGACUCAAAUACCAGCUUACUAA